CGCAACCAAUAAAUAUUAAAUAAACCUCACAAGUCACAUCAAAAAAGGUUAUGUUACACGUCAUCCAGGAAUAUAAAAAAUAAUUGUUUAUAUAUACUUUUAAAAACUGGCAAUAUCAAACUAUUUCCCUAUACAAUAAGACAUUUGUUCACAAAAGACAUAAAGAAACAUGUCUAAGAUACAGGACUCCGUUGACGAACUAUUUGAAGUUAAAAAUUACUUCUACAUUGGAAACUAUCAACAGUGCAUCAAUGAGGCUCAAAAACUUCGAAAGCCUUCAACACCUGAAGUGGCCGUUCAGCGCGACAUAUUUACAUACAGAUCCUAUGUAGCCCAAAGCAAGUUCCUGGUUGUCGUCGAUGAAAUACAUGGAGCAUCCCCUCCGGAAAUUCAACCGUUGAGGCUGUUGGCCAAUUACAUGUCUGCCAAGUUGAAGAAAGAGAAAUACGACCAGAUUCUGGCUCAGUUAGAGCAGCAGUUGGCGAACAGCAGCAGUGGUGUUGUGAAUGACACGUUGAUUUUGGUUGCCAGCACGGUAUAUUGCAACGAGGAUAAUAUGGAAGCAGCCUAUAGAGUGCUACACUUAUCAGAUAGUCUUGAAUGUAUGUCAUUUUUGGUUGAUAUCCUCCUAAAGCUGAAUAGAGUUGAUUUGGCAAGGAAGAAGUUGAAAGAAAUGCAAGAUAAAGAUGAUGAUGCUAUAUUAACGCAGCUUGCCCAAGCCUGGAUUAAUAUUUCUGUUGGAGGUGAGAAACUGCAAGAUGCUUAUUAUAUCUACCAAGAAUUGGUAGACAAGUAUGGAUCUACUCCACUUUUGUUGAAUGGUCAAGCUGUAACUUUUAUGGGACAAGGCAAAUAUGAAGAGGCAGAGGCAGCACUUCAAGAAGCUAUUGACAAGGAUGCAAAGUAUCCUGACACAUUGGUGAAUAUGAUUUGGUUAAAUAGGCACCUUGGCAAAUCAGAGAUUGCUAACAGAUAUCUUUCUCAACUGAGGGACACUCACUCUGAACAUCCCUAUAUAAAAGAAUUGGAUCAAAAACUGGAUGAAUUCCGCCAUAUAUGUAAACAGUACCUCCCAUCUAGGCAAACUAUUGAGGAAUAAGGCUUAAAAUAUAUUAGGUAUACUAAAUUAUAUAACAGAUUGUCAUAUGGAAUAGUGAUUAAAGACAUAUGGUUAUAAUUCUUUUUUCAUUUUAUAUAAACAUUUUUACAUAUUAAUAUAUCAUAGAUAAACGUUAAGUUGUUCAAAAAGUUUGUCAUUGUGGAUAUAAUAAAGAUGUUAUAAAACA
Molecule: messenger RNA, 1286 nt
Organism: Acanthoscelides obtectus
Lineage: Eukaryota; Metazoa; Arthropoda; Insecta; Coleoptera; Chrysomelidae
Source: the annotation of a GenBank genome assembly